This is a messenger RNA of Knipowitschia caucasica, 1512 nucleotides long. Lineage: Eukaryota; Metazoa; Chordata; Actinopteri; Gobiiformes; Gobiidae. The record is from the annotation of a GenBank genome assembly.
AUGAGAUACCAGAGAGUGAGACCAGAAAGUGAGAGACCAGAGAGUGAGAGACCAGAGAGUGAGAGACGGGGUGUUGUGUGGGUGUUUUGUUUUUGUUUGUUGGGUGGUGUGUGUGGUUGUUGUGUUGGGUUGGUGGUUUUGUUGGGGUUUGUUUGGUGUGUGUGGGGUGUUGUGGGGGUUGUUGGUUGGUUGGUGGUGUGUGUUUUGUGUGUUGGGGGUGGUUUGUGGUUUGGGUUGGGUUUGUGUGGUGGGGGGUGGGUUGUUUUUUUUGGUUAUUUUUUGGGUUGGGUGUGUGUGUGGGGGUUUGGUGAUGGGUUUGAGAGUGAUGUGGUGUGUUGGGGGGGGGGGGGGUAUUGUGGGUUGGUGGUGGGUGUUGGUUGGGGUGGGUGGUGGGUGGGGUGUUGGUGUUGGGGGGGUGGUGGGGAUGGGGGGGUUGGGUUUGGGGUGUGUUGUGGUGGGUGUGUAGUUGGGGGGGUUGGUGGUGGGUAUGUUAGGGGGGGGUUGUUUGGGUGUGGUGUAGGUGGGGUGGUGGGGGGUUGUUGUGGUGGGGGUGGUUGUGGUUGGGUUUUGUGGUGGUGUGGGGGUUUUUUUUGGUUGUGGUGGGGGUGUUUGGGGGGGUUGGGUUGGUUUUUUUUUGGUUGGGGGGGGGGGGGGGGUGGGGGGUGGUUGUUUGGGGUUGUUGUGUUUGGGGUUUUUGGGGGGGGGUGGUUGUGGUGGUGGGGGGGGUGGGGUGGGGGUGUAGGUUUGGUGGGGUGGUUGGGUUGGGUGGGUUGUGUGGGUUGGGUGGGGGGGGGGAUUUGUUGUGGUGAUGGUGGGGGGUGGUGGUGGGGGUUUGUGUGGGGGGGGGGGGGGGGGGGGGGGGUGGGGUUUAGUGGUGUUUGGUGUGUGAGGGGGGUGUUGGGGGGGGGGUGGGUGGUGUGUGUGUGGGGGUGGUGUGUUGUUGGGGUGGGGUGGGGUGUUUUGUGGGGUUUGUGGGGGGGGGGUGGGGGGGGGGGGGGGGGGGUUGGUGGGUGUUUGUGGGGGGGGGUGAGUUUGUUUUGGUGUUUUGUGUGUGUUGGUUUUGGGGGGUGUGUUUGGGGUUGGUUGGGUUUUAGGUGUAUUUUUUAUUGGUGGGGGGUGUUUGUUGUGGAUGGUGUGUUGUGGUUUUGGGGUGGUGUGUUGGGUGUUUGGGUUAGAGUGGGGGGUUUGUUUUGUGUGGUAGGGUUUGUGUGGUUGUUUGGGUUGAGGGUUGGGGGUUGUGGGGUUGGUGGGGUUGGGUGUGGGGGUGGGGGUGGUGUUGGUGGUUUUGUUUUGUGUUUGUGUUUGGGUGUUGUGUUUUGUGGGGUUGGUUUUUUUUUGUGGGGGGAUGUGGGGGGGGGGGUGGUGGUUUGGGGGGUUUGGGGGUGGGUGGUGUGGGGGUUGGGGUUUGUUGUGUGGUUGUGUGGGGGGGGUGGGGGUGGUUUGUGUGUUUGUUGGGUUGGUGGGGGUGGGGUGGUUGUGGUUGGUGGGGAGGUGGGGGGGAUGGGGGGGUGA